AUGGUCCGUUUGUUCGACAGGUGCGCUCUCAUUGGCUCGCGUGACGACUGCGGAACAACGUCUCGGGUGAACCUUAACGCCUGCCUGCCUGCCUGCCUUGCCAGCCAGCUUCAGCGUCACUUGUUUGCCCGAACACUCUUUUCAGUCCUUCACUCCACCUUCCAAAUGCGGAUUGCGUUUCAGGUUCUGCGCUCUGCUCGUCGCCCGUGUCUGCGCAAGCUCCCCCGCAGCCGAGUCGGCGUCUGCGCGCCUAGCAAUGGCCUAGUGUUCCGGGCUCAUCACCAAUUUCGGCAGCGCGCCUCGCCUACCAUCCUCAAAUCGUCAAUGCAGUACCGCGCGUUGACGGGAUCGCUGGUAGCAGCCGCUGUCGCUGUGGGCGCCUUCUAUUCUUACAACGGUGCUGAUUCCUCCCGCCAUUCGCAUUCACCCGCCGAUCAAGCCAGACACCUCACCAGUGGUGCGAACAGUGAACCUACCAGGAAAGCGCUCGUUGUGGGACCUGGUGAACUAUACACAGGAACCAUUUCAGGUACUGGCCCCAUCUCAAAGGAUACCGACGACUACGGCAGGAAGGUGCUGGAGAUGCUGGACCCUGAGCAAGCCACAGCCAAGUUGCGAAAGAACGAGGAGUCGUGGCUUGUGGGCCGAGGCCAGGGCGUCGUACGAUACGAUGUAGUUCAGAUUCCCAGCAAUGAUCCUAUCGAAGAUGACCACGCCGAGAAGAUCAUCGAAGUGCCUUCAAAUGUCGCGGCCACCGAAAAUGGCGCUACUGCCAGUGACUGGAUGUUCUGGGGUGUCUUUGACGGCCACAGUGGCUGGGUAACAUCGGCCAAACUUCGUCAGACACUCAUCUCUUACGUCGCCCGUGAGCUUAACAACACGUACAAAUCCGCCGUCGAGGACCCCGCACUACACUUUCCAUCUCCCGAGGCUAUUGACAAGGCCAUCAAGACUGGCUUUGUCCGCCUGGAUAACGAAAUCGUUUACGAUUCGGUGAAGAAGGUCAAGAAGGCUCAGUCCAAGGUCGCUGCCGCCGAGCUCCUUGCACCCGCACUUUCUGGCUCAUGUGCAUUACUCUCAUUCUACGACAGCCGAUCGAAAUUACUUCGAGUAGCAUGUACAGGCGAUUCUCGCGCCGUACUUGGACGAAGGGGCGCUAAUGGAAAGUGGACAGCUACCCCACUGUCUGAAGACCAGACUGGUGGAACCACGAGCGAGGCAGAGCGAUUACGGAGGGAACACCCUGGUGAGCCAAAUGUGGUCCGGAAUGGGCGUAUUUUGGGUGGAUUGGAGCCAUCCCGUGCUUUUGGUGAUGCUUCGUACAAGUGGUCACUCGAGACCACAGAUGCGCUGAAAAAGUCUUAUUUUGCCCGGUCUCCUUCUUCUCUACUGAAGACACCGCCUUACGUGACGGCUGAGCCGAUCGUUACUACUACCAAGGUUGAGCCUGAGAAAGGCGAUUUUGUGGUCAUGGCGACUGACGGACUUUGGGAGAUGUUGACUAAUGAGGAAGUGGUUGGCCUAGUUGGCCAAUGGUUAGAUGCGCAAGGUCACCCUAGUAGCCAAAAAUCGCAGAGUCAAUCGUGGUUGAAGAGCUGGUGGUCAACACAGAAGCAGCUUCCGGUUGAGCAAAAAACGACCGGGAAAGGCGAAGGUCAACGAGCACCGAUCCGACAAGAACAAUGGGGUAUCAAGACCAGCAUGAACGAGAGGUUCGUCGUAGAAGACAAGAAUGCGGCAACUCACCUUGUACGGAAUGCGUUAGGUGGUAAAGACCAGGAUCAACUCAGCGCGCUCCUUACUCUUACGAGCCCCUUCUCCCGACGAUACAGGGACGACCUCACGGUCGAAGUCAUCUUCUUCGGCGAAGGCCCCAGCACUGGCAACGUUACCCUCAAUCAGGAGGCGAGUGCAGUAGCACAAGAAGCCAAGGCAAGACUGUAG
Messenger RNA from Plenodomus lingam JN3, 1944 nucleotides. RefSeq lists its product as uncharacterized. Gene Ontology annotation, cellular component: mitochondrion. The record is from RefSeq and is a predicted model, not a curated record. Gene Ontology annotation, molecular function: [pyruvate dehydrogenase (acetyl-transferring)]-phosphatase activity. Gene Ontology annotation, biological process: protein dephosphorylation. Lineage: Eukaryota; Fungi; Ascomycota; Dothideomycetes; Pleosporales; Leptosphaeriaceae.